Messenger RNA from Cladophialophora psammophila CBS 110553, 1326 nucleotides. RefSeq lists its product as uncharacterized. The record is from RefSeq and is a predicted model, not a curated record. Bases 1 to 1326 code for a protein of 441 amino acids. Gene Ontology annotation, molecular function: oxidoreductase activity, acting on paired donors, with incorporation or reduction of molecular oxygen; monooxygenase activity; heme binding. The transcript has 4 exons. NCBI's taxonomy places the organism in Eukaryota, Fungi, Ascomycota, Eurotiomycetes, Chaetothyriales, Herpotrichiellaceae.
AUGCACCAAGCAUCAGUCUUGGUUGGCUUGUCAGCACUCUUCUUGACUUGGUUGCUCUACUUCGGCUUUCGGCAGGGCACUAGCAAACUUCCUUCUGCGCCUGGGCCACUGCUCGCUCGUUUCUCCCGCUUUUGGUACCUGAGGGCUCUCAUCAGAGGUGAUUUUGAGCAGAUCAACAUCGAAUUGCACAGGAAAUAUGGCAAAAUUGUCCGCCUCGAGCCGAAUUCGUACAGUAUUGAUGACCCCGAGGCCAUCAAGACCAUUUACACCAUCUCAACUCCGUGGAUGAAGUCGAGGUGGUAUGAGCCCUCUUGUCCUCCCGGCACUUCGACCAACUUCAGCACCUCAGAUAACAAGGAUGCUACUCGAUAUCGUCGCAAUUAUGCACAAGCAUUCUCCAUGUCAUCCAUAUUGGCAUUCGAGCCAUUGAUCGAUGAAUGCGGAGAGCUCUUAAUUGAGAAGCUCAAGGCCUUCACUAAGUCAAGCGAGACUAUUGACCUGACUCACUGGUUUACCUGCUGGGCGUUUGACUGUCAAGGCCAUAUAACAUUUUCUCAACGCUUUGGGUUCCUUGACGACGGUGAAGAUAUCGGUGGCAUCUGUGAGAGCCUUCGUCAACGAAUGCCCUAUGCCACUUUUGUGGGCAUAUAUCCAGAACUGCAUCCAACCUUGUUCAAAAUGGUCAACUGGCUCGCCGGCACAGGCACAGGUAAAGUAGACUAUACCAUCUCCUAUACCAUGAAGCGUAUCGCAGAGCGAAUGGAAGAAGAAAAGCCGGAUAAGAAGGACGUGCUUGCUCAGUUCAUCGCCGGUCAGCGGCGAGAUCCUACCACUUUCACGGACUGGGAUGUUCUGAUCGGAGCCUUUGGUAACAUUGUGGCUGGCGCUGAUACAACAUGGAUCACUCUCGCCGCUAUCAUUUAUUAUCUGCUGAAGAAUCGAGGAUGUCUCGACAAGCUGCGCAGAGAGAUCGAUGAGAUGGCCGAAACAGGGUCAAUUUCGGAUCCUAUCUCUUUCCACGAGUCCCAGCGAAUGCCCUACUGUCAGGCGGUGAUAAAAGAAGGCCAGAGGAUGUACCCUGGCACUGGGUUGCCCCUGUUUCGUGUUGUCCCAAAGGGCGGGGCGAUGAUCUCUGGAACGUAUUUCCCUGAGGGAGCUGUUGUCGGCAUCAACAACUGGGUCGCGCACCGCAACAAGGACGUAUUUGGGCCUGACCCAGACGCCCUCUGCCCAGAGCGCUGGCUCGAGGGAGAUACCACAGCCAUGCAUCGCUAUUACAUACCCGUAAGUUCCGGCGGUCGUCAUACGGACGACGAGAGGUGCUGA